AUGAACUUGCUUCAGCACCUUGUAGAUGUAGAUAGCAUAGCUUUCCUUUCUCUUUCCCCUCCUCUUUUUCUUUCCAUCAGAUGGAGCCUUAGCCUUUCCAGCUCUCUUCUCGCCUUUCUUUCCUGCAACUUUGGGUGCCAUCUCUUUUGAUAAGAAUGGAUGAGAAUAGACCGCACUUGCUGAAUAUUGUAUUUAUAACAAAACCAGCAGGGGAUCAAUUAACAUACGGAUCGAAAUCUUUGAGUUUUCAUUGGUUUCUUUACCUCAAGGUCAACAAGCUUCCUGCAUACAUCAUCAUAUUUCAUAAACUACCUAAAAUUGUUUAGUGUGAUUGGUGCGUUUUGAUCCUAUUCAAAUUUUGCCGCGCGUAUAAAUUUUAAGGCUUGCGAGUAAUAGUUUAUUCACUCGUACGUUUACGUGCUGAUCAAAAGUUUUACAAGCCAUGUCUGGUCGCGGUAAAGGAAAGGCAAAGGGCACCAAGUCCAAGAGCCGAUCAUCCCGAGCAGGGCUUCAGUUCCCUGUUGGUCGAAUCCACCGUCUUCUUCGCAAAGGCAACUAUGCUGAGCGUGUUGGCGCUGGUGCUCCAGUCUACUUGGCUGCAGUACUCGAGUAUUUGAGCGCUGAGAUCCUCGAGUUGGCGGGCAACGCUGCUCGUGACAACAAGAAGACCAGAAUCAUUCCCCGUCACCUUCAGCUUGCAGUCCGCAACGACGAAGAGUUGAACAAACUACUCGCCGGCGUCACCAUCGCACAAGGAGGUGUUCUGCCCAACAUCCAGGCUGUUCUUCUGCCCAAGAAGACCGAGAAGAAGCCAAAAGCUUAAACAGAUCCUUCUUCCCACGUCAAAAACAAACGGCUCUUUUAGGAGCCACCAAAUAUGAUAAAAGUCACGAUCAAAAGAGUCACUUUAUUAUUAGUAUCUUUACAGUAAGCCCUCUCAUGGGUGUUGGAAUCCUCUUCUACUCACUUACCUAACGCUUUUGCAUCGACAAGAAAUUGAUAAAAAUUACAAAGAAAAAAACGUAAUAUAAGAAAAACUUACGAAUUAAGUAUACUUUUAACAAUCCUACCUUUAAGCACGAAGGUUGUGCAUAUUUUUAUAUCGCUGGCAGCAAACAAAGCACUAUUGAUGCGAAGAUAAACUACAAGCAAGCCACCAGACAUGACCGGACUCGGAAAUGCGACUUUUAAAAUUAAACAAAAUACUGUGAGAGGGGUAUAAAGUAAGUAAACGAGCUCUGGUCAGGUGAAAAUCAGCUAUAAAUCUUAUCUUAAAUGUUUUUCAGAAGAAUAAUUUAUUACAAAUCCACAUUAAUGCAUGCCUCCAAAUGCUAAUUUUAAAAAAAUUAGUUCACCGUUAAAACCGCGCGAAUAUUUUCAGUCCAUUCCUCAAACAAACAGCUUUCCAAAGUGUGAUAUGUCACUAGUAGCUCAUUUAUAUCCCAGUGCUUAUGAUCUCAGAAACUAGAUAUCAAUAGAGCUUAAGCCACAGUUAGCCAUCACCACUGCAAAACCGAUUUCUAUGUAUUCUUCUACAAUAAGUAGAAAUUUAUCUAUUAGUACGAGUAAACUUUAUUGGCAAUGACUUUUAAAGAUGUGGUGGCUCCUAAAAGAGCCGUUGGUUUUAUAGUACGUCUAGCGUGAAGAUCUAUCCACCAAAUCCGUACAGAGUACGUCCCUGGCGUUUGAGUGCGUACACCACAUCCAUGGCGGUCACAGUCUUGCGCUUGGCGUGCUCGGUGUAGGUCACAGCAUCACGGAUCACAUUCUCAAGGAAAACUUUGAGAACACCACGAGUCUCUUCGUAGAUCAGGCCAGAGAUUCGCUUGACACCGCCACGGCGAGCAAGACGACGGAUAGCUGGCUUGGUGAUGCCUUGGAUGUUGUCACGAAGGAUCUUUCGGUGACGUUUGGCGCCUCCUUUUCCUAAACCUUUGCCUCCUUUGCCUCGACCAGACAUGUUGUUAGUUGCGUACAAGACUGACUAAUAAAGUGGCAAACGAAUCUCACAGCAUUUAUACCGCAAAGAAGGACCUCACUGAAUACAAGCUAGAAGAGAUAAUAAGAGGUGGUUCUCUAUUGGUUAGUUCGGACAAAAGAGCCACGAGGUCAAGGUAAUUAUUACCUUACUUUUGCUUCGUAAGAGAUGUGCGAACAGGUUAAAAGAGAAAAUAAUAGUCGGUAUCACUCAAAAACCAGCCAUAAACUCUUUGACUGCUUUAAAUAGGACACUUUCGAAUUAUUUAGGGCCAAAACUUUGCAUUUACAAUUUCCAUUAAUCCAAAAUACUGGUAAGUAUCUAAGGAUCGAAACACAGCAUUACAGAUAAAUGACAAUACUUUGCUAGUAGUCUUGAUUGUCCAAUGAAAUCGCAUAGUUUUUGACCAAUCGGAAAGAAGCCCGCUAAGUAUAAAUAUAUUGUGUUCACAUUUAAUGCACAUCAUAUCCGUUAAUUUUCGGUUAGAAUUGAAGAUGGCACGUACAAAGCAAACUGCUCGUAAAUCAACUGGUGGAAAAGCUCCACGAAAACAGCUCGCCACAAAGGCAGCUCGUAAGAGCGCGCCCGCCACUGGUGGAGUCAAGAAACCUCAUCGUUACAGGCCUGGUACAGUCGCUCUUCGUGAGAUCCGUCGUUACCAGAAAUCGACCGAGCUGCUCAUUCGCAAGCUGCCCUUCCAGCGUCUUGUGCGAGAAAUCGCUCAAGACUUCAAGACCGAUCUGCGUUUCCAGAGUUCUGCUGUCAUGGCUCUUCAAGAAGCUAGCGAGGCUUACCUCGUUGGUCUCUUUGAAGACACUAACUUGUGCGCCAUCCAUGCCAAGCGUGUCACCAUCAUGCCCAAGGACAUUCAGUUGGCCCGCCGAAUCCGCGGAGAGCGAGCAUAAGCGAUUUGCUUGCACCACAAAACAAACGGCUCUUUUAGGAGCCACCACAUCAAUAAAAGCAAUAACCGACAGUAAAAGAUUUUGUGCUCAACCAUACUUCGUAUCUCUUUAAGAACAACCACACACACGAGGCGAGAAUUCACAUUGACUAGAGCUCUUUUCAUUAAUCUUCACAUUCAUGUGUUCUUGGUAUUUAGUCACAAAUUCAAAACGAUACAGGAACUUCAGGCCUGAGACUGUCGGUCAAAGAAAAGGCUACACAGCGAAAGAGAGAACUCGUAACUGUACAACAACAACUUUUAUUUUUAUUUUCAAAGCUAAUACAGGCUAUAAGGCCGGAGAGUGAAAUGGUGACCGGUCCGGUUUCGCUAACGUGUUAGGCUAAACGAAACCUAGUGUUUCUUAUUUCAAACUAAAAACCCCCAAACAUCACAGUAGAUUACUCGAAAUCCAGAGGAGAAAGAGUUCAGUAAUCGGAGGUAUUACAUAAAAAUUCGUGCAUGACGUUAAUUUUCUUAAGAAAGGGUCUUCCUUCUGCUGGCUUAUUUCUGCCAAAGAGAAAAUUUUGUUCAGCGCGAAACGACUUACGGACGUAAGCGAAACGAACGUAAUCCACUCGGAGUCGUAAACAGAUUUUUCCAUUACACAAAGCUUUUCAUUCUAUUCCCUGAAGUGGGCACAACAACGAAAGAGAGAGAGAGAGAUUUUCUUCACUCUUUGGGAGAAAACUUUGAAGCUAAGAGUUCAAGUUUUAAAGGACUGUAACACUGAGAUUAUAUUAGCGCAGUGAGCAUCCACUGACUUCGUGAAAUACAUUUGGCGCAAUAUCAGUUUCCAAAUCACGCGCGCUCGACGCAACCUUUAAUACCGGUCCUUAAAUUCACGGGAGGAAAAACAGAAGAAUCUUUAAAAACAGAAUAUUAAAGACACAAUUUUGCAUUAAAAGAUUCAGCAAAGACUAAGGUAGAAGUUAAAGGAUUUACAAGCCAUCGGCAUAAAAGAGCAUUGACUUGGUGGGAGUACAUUUUGGCGGAAAAUGUAUGCAAAUUUCUACUGUCAUUACUCGCGACGCCGCGCACUCUAUCAAGUUACAAAGGUACUCGACAGAAAGAAAAAAAAAAUUAUAAGACAAAACUGUAAAAGACGCAAAUUAGAUUAAAAGUCAGGGAAAACUGUUGUAUCACUAAACUGUAUAAGCGACGUCGAAAUUUGAGGAGAUACAUUUGGCGCAAAGUUUAUGCAAAUCACACUCCUAUGACUUACUAUGCUCGACACAACUUUUUCAGUUUACUUUUGAUUUUUGCUUUGAGGUGUAUAAAAAGACAUUUUCAUUUAGCUGAUUUAAUAUCGCAUAAGAAAGUAAGAAACACACGCCGAUAAAACCCUUAACGGGCUGUUUACACCCAGGUCGAAGAGCGUUUGUGAAAAUUUGGAAAAUUGAGUUGGUGGGUGACAUUUCGAAAGCUUUGGAAAGUUAUCUCCGGCUCCUGUUAAUGACAAUGCCUUAUUUGCCAGAAAAUCACAAGUUCAUAUUUACCAUCUUACUAGGAAAGGAAAAGAAAAUGAGCUGUUCUUCAUUUGGAACUGAUUAAGUGACCGUUUCAGUUGAUGUCAUGAUCUGCAGAGUACGGUCAUCUCGAUCUUGCCGUUAGAGUCCAAGGAGUUUGUCCUUGUUGUCUUGACAAAAGAGAAUUUAAACCAUACUAAAUGAAGCAAAUUGUAGAACUUAAGGACAUAUGGUUGAAGUACAUGAGUUAUAUCAUCUUCUAAAUGUCUCUAAAGAGAAAGGAAGUAGCGAGUGCAAAAGAUAAAGGACUUAAAAGAUCAAAUAGCUACAAGAUUCUCUGGAGUUAAAGAAUAAAAAGCUAUACAUCUCUUCCUUUAAAUGCCUCAAUUCGCAAAUACUUCUGGCGAUCAAUUUUUUUGUAAAUUGUAUUUUAGUUUUUAAACUUUAAAAUGAAUAAAAUACGGUGUUACAUCACUUUAUUCGACCACAUUUUUGAUUAACUAGCACAGAAGCAUCGUUCGCCAUGUUCGAUCUCUGUCUUCUCAGUGGUCCGCAUAGAACUCAUAUACAUCACUGUGCGACCUUCGACUCUUCACUUCUUACGUUUCCGUGGGUAUCGUACGAACUUCUUCGUUAUGUCUGAAGCAAAGUCACCAGCUAAAAAGAAGCCAGCUGCGCCUAAAAAGCCAGCUGAGCAUCCACCAUACCUUGACAUGAUCAAGGCUGCCAUUGUCGCUCUAAAAGAGAGAAAUGGUUCUUCUCGCCAAGCCAUCGAGAAGUACAUCAAAGCCAACUACAAGGUUGGUGAGGUCGGCUCACACUUGAAGAUGGCUCUCAAGAGAGGUGCUGCCAGUGGAAAGUUGUUACACACCAAAGGUGUUGGCGCAUCUGGCUCCUUCAAGGUCGCCAAGGAGGAAAAGAAGGAGAAGAAACCAGCGAAGCCAAAGAAGCCCGCCGCCAAGAAGGUAGCAAAGAAACCAGCGGCUAAAAAACCGACAGCAAAGAAAGCAGCGGCUAAAAAGAAGCCAGCGAAGAAGACACCAAGUAAAAAACCCAAGAAAUCCGCAGCGAAAAAGCCGGCAGCAAAGAAACCAGCGGCCAAGAAACCUGCGAAGAAGACACCCGCAAAGAAACCUGCCGCCAAAAAGUCCGCCAAGAAAUCUGCCGCCAAAAAAUCUCCAGCUAAGAAGAAGUAA
Molecule: messenger RNA, 5586 nt
Organism: Porites lobata
Lineage: Eukaryota; Metazoa; Cnidaria; Anthozoa; Scleractinia; Poritidae
Source: the annotation of a GenBank genome assembly